AUGAGCGAAAGCAAGAAAACGCCGCCACGGAACUUGGCAGAAAACUGGUUCCGAUUCUUCCAAUAUGACCCCGAACAUGACAAACCGGGCCAUGUGCGAGACAUCCUGCUGAUCAUCGCUACCCUGAUUGCGACGAUCACGUUCCAAGCAGGUGUGAACCCUCCUGGAGGGAUAUGGCAAGACAACGAGAAAGGCCACGCGGCCGGCAAAGGCCACACGGCCGGCAGAGCGAUCUACGCGUCUCAUCACAUCGCCUUUUAUGUGUUCUUGAUCUCCAAUACUUUCGCCUUCUCCACUUCUCUACUUGUCAUUGUCUGUCUCACUUACAGGUUCCCACUGCACUUCGAGAUAUGGGUGGCCACAGCCUCGAUGAUGGUGACCUACGCGUCGGCGAUCUUUGCCGUGACGCCACAUGAGUCGGUGAAGUUCCGUUACGUGCUGAUCGCAGGGUCAUUACCAGUGAUAUGUCGGUGCAUAGUCCAGCUGUGGGGGAGGCGCAAUAGAAAGAGUAAGCAGCCACCAAAUAGCGAAAACCAGCAGUGA
Eucalyptus grandis is the source of this 543-nucleotide messenger RNA. RefSeq lists its product as uncharacterized. NCBI's taxonomy places the organism in Eukaryota, Viridiplantae, Streptophyta, Magnoliopsida, Myrtales, Myrtaceae. Bases 1 to 543 code for a protein of 180 amino acids. The transcript has a single exon. The record is from RefSeq and is a predicted model, not a curated record.